UGCCCACGCCAGCAGGCUCCUCACUGCAGUGAGAGUUCGCUGCGGCUGCCUGACCCUGACAAAGGUUCAAGACGGUUGCUACGGUGCAGGCCGUCCCAAUGCAGGCAGACCCAUGGCUCAAGGCAAGUUGGCAUCCCAUUGCCAUCGAUAGCCUAGUCCGUGGGACUGCUGUCAAUCAGAGCGGGCAGUGCUCGUCUGCCGCGAUCUUAGCGCCGAGUUGUGCCUGGCGUGCGAUUGCCAAAACGGGCGUGGGUUCAGCGAGCUGGGCAGUGGGCACUAAGACACCUCAGCGCCGUCGAAAGGAAGCUUAGCGCUGGGCCCAUAUCGUGUCAUCCUCGCUUGCUGCCCACCGAGCUCUUCACAGCCUACUCUGCAGCGGUGUCCACAGCGCCAAGGCGCAACGAUGGCGACGGCGCCGCCGCCCUGAGUUGGAAUAUCAGGCCGCGGUUGAAGAGUAAACCGGCCCCGCUCCACGCACGUUCGCGCGCGCUUCCGCCGGCGAUGCACCAUUCGACAUGCCCUCGGCACGGCAAUGCAUGGCAAGGUCGAAGGAGCGCCGGCGACAGUGGAGGGACCACUUCGACCUGGACAGAGCCGCUGACUCUGUCCCAAUCACGCGUCUUUAUCACGAGUGCCCCAUGACGCGGGAGCGGCAGGCCUAAUUGCCCUCGACCCAAAUGGCGGCGGCAGCUGCGGCCGCUGAGUCACGCCCGCGAUAGAGCACUGCUCCGAGGUCAGACUGGCGGUGCAGCGAGAUAGCUUUGAAGUAUCACCUGCGGGCCCCGGACCGGGCGGCGGUGGUGGCGUGCCUCGCCCUACAUCGUACCAUAAUGCAAAUCGGGUCGAGCGGUCUGAUCGGGCCGAGGAUCCGAUCAUCAAGAUGGAGGCGGCCGCAACUCGCAUUCGCCAUUCCCGCCGUUGGUGAAAGUGCAAAAAUAUGAUUCGAGUUUGUUUUUGCGUCCACUGUGGCCCACACAGCGUCCGGGGCCGCUAGCCACAGUGAAAGUAGCUUCAACUGCAACGCCUGAAAUGCUGCAACUUCUUGCGGCGAGACCUGCUCGCUGUCGACGAAGUGGCGGCAACAACGAUGGCAACUGGGCUAUGUGUGCAGUGCAUUCGCUCGAUGGAUACUCAGCACCCUUCUUUCGAGCUCUACGGUACAUGCACAGGGGGAUGCCGAAAAAUUGUCUUCCCGAUUCGGCUAGAGGCAAUUUCAGUAGUAGAAAAAGUUAAAACUACAACAUCAACACCAGAAACGCUGCAACAAUCCAGACCGGAGACAUUUUGCCUCGCUGCCGUAGGCUACGCACGGCCCGUAGCUAGAGAAUACAUGCAGUGGGCAAGUGACAAAGCUAACUGCGCACAACCUCAUUGCUGACAAGCACUGCUUGCUCAGCACGAAACCUCUCGGUGGGAAGUGUCCACUGACCACUACACGUCUGAGAUCCCACGGCCGCGAAUCAGAUCUAGACUGGCGAAACGCCCGGAAACUUGGCGGUUUCAUCCGCGCAGUCUGGGGACGCUUAGCCUCCGCGCCCGGCGCAAAGGGCGCAAAGGCGACAAACGGAUAAGAUCGACUCUGCUGCCUUCAUUGAGAGGGCGCUCCGAUGCGCGAGAGGAUACUUUCUGUGCUUAAGCGCCAAUACCGACCGCAGCCACAGUGUUGCUUAUCGGUGCUUGGAGUUGAACGCUGCUGACCUGGGCGGUCUGCUCAAUGCUGGCUUCGCGAUCAGCUUGACAAAAGGAUUCGUAUGCAACAAAGAGCUCCCGGGUAACGCCCAGUGAUGGGUUCAGCCAUGCCAAAAAGUGCUACACUGUACAGGCUAAAAAAAAACUUACUAGCUACUUUUCAAAAUUUCCAAGUUUACUUAAGCGUCACUUACGAAACAUUGAAGUUGUAGCUGAAAUUUGCGGUUGAGUUAGGCACUUCUUCACUUCACCGCCAUUAAGGCGACCGAGCUGCCGUCGUGGCAAAGCUCGUGUUGAGGGCUGUAUGUCGAUGUGAAGAAAACAGGAAUGUGUAGAAUUAUUGCUCUGCGUGGCGUGGUGGAUUCGUAAAAAUAAAAUCAAUAAUAGCGUUUUACAUGCUCUUAGUUUCUAAUGCCUGCGCCAGGAAAGAUUGGAGAGUAUCGCAAAGUUGUCUUGCCAAUUACGGAACCGUCGAUGAAUGUGCCAUUGACGCUAACGAUCGAGGUAGGUGAAAGUUCGUUGAUGCUAAAGAGUGAGGUUUUGACGUUCGAGUGUUUUUAUGCUUGGCGGAUGAUUCUGGCAGUUGCGAAAGCUCUCUAAAGUUGAGGGUUAUCACCACAACGCAGAGAAUACGGUUCUGGUAAUCUGCCGGCUGGACAAUUGGUUCUCGGGACUGCCUUGUUCCACAACAUUUUCGAUGCGUUGUGUUGAACGCAACACGUUUGUAGUGCGCCAAUGCGUGAAUCCUUCGAGGACUGUCGCGAGUCAUACAUACAAUCAUAUCGCUUUCAAGCUGCAUGCAGGGGGCGAACAUCCAGCAUGCCAUUUGUGUCAGUCCACAAGAAUCAACGACAUAUCAACCUGGUCUCGCAAAUUCCGUGUAAAUUGGCGCAAACUUUGCCGAGAGUCGUCCAAAGCUCCUUUAGCAAGCCACACGUAAAGGAAUCAAGUUUUUAUCGACGAUCUGAAUCACCGUCUUUUUAGCGAACUCCGACUUGUCAAGCGCUGCUGAAACAAGCUGGCUACGCCUCAAGGGCAUCUGUUGGUGUUGUCAAAAUUCGUGGGCUGGGACAACUCGCGUGCUCGCAGCAUAUGCAAAUCCUGUGGCUCCCAACGUAGAUUUCCAAGGUGGCGCCGUGUGACUUGAAGAAGGUCGAGCAGCGUGUCGCUAAAAAAAAAAGAAUUUCAUUUCCCAAUUUAGCGGCAAUCGAAUAUCCGAUGUCCCAGUAUAGCAGCAUGGACUCGACCCGCGCGUCGCGGCCGCCUCGGCGAGCGCAGCGCUUGCUGCCAGCGCUCACGCCGGCGCCGCCCACCUCAGGCUCAGCCACGGCGUCGCAGAAACUCGAGCAGCUCCAGGCGCAGCAGCCCACAGACAGCGCACCAAUUGGCAAGAAACCGUCCUCCAUCGCACACAUUUUCUUCAAUCGACGGCCACUAGACUUGAUCCGUCGCACUACCAGCUCUCUACUAGCCACCAGUGGCAGCUCAGCGCCCACGAGUGUCGUUGCGACGCCGCCUGCCACCGAGGAGCGCAAGUUCUGGCAGCCACAUCGUCCGCUUGGCGAGAAGAGCGGGCGCCGGAGACUGCAGCAGCUACAGCACAAAGAGAAAAGCAACAAACCGCAGCGGAGACUGCGACUCAGUGAAAAUGCCGAGACGGAGCGCGGGAAGCGACACGAGCUCGAGACUCGAACAGACACAGCGACGGAGAUCAGACGGAGGCCAACGCCAUGUCCUCCCACUGGCAAACAGUUCUUGAUGGAUUCAGAGAAAGCAGCGGAGCUCACGGCCCUAGAGAGCGUGGAAAUCUUACAGUACGACGAGAUCCGCUUCGUGUCUACACGUGCAGUCAAGCGCAAUCGCCGCAAUGGCGCGAUCCAGAACGAUCUGCCAGUCCACGGAGACGAGGCGGCAACUCCUGUCGACGAAUUAGACGACCUUCCGACAGAAUUAUGCAACGACGGCUACGAUGACGAACACGGAGACUAUUUGGUAUUGAUCGGAGACCAUUUAGCCUUCCGAUACGAAGUGCUGAGUGCAUUAGGCCAAGGAUCUUUCGGCCAGGUCGUGUGUUGUGUGGACCAUCGCACUGGCAAACAAGUUGCCGUCAAGAUCAUUCGUAAUCGACGAAAAUACCGCGAUCAGGCGCUUGUUGAGGUGAAACUUCUGUCACAACUCCAACGUGGAGUUGGAAAUUCGCAUAUCGUGCGCAUGGAGGAAUAUUUCCAGUUCCGUAACCACGUGUGUAUCGCCUUUGAGGUGUUGGGCUUGAACUUGUAUGAUCUCCUCAAGACGCGCCACUUUAACGGGCUCCCCAUGACCAGUGUACGCACAAUUGGCAAGCAAUUGGUACAAUCUUUGGCAUUUCUCAAACAGGAGCAAAUUGUCCACUGCGACUUGAAACCAGAGAAUAUUCUGCUUAAUGCGUCGCCUGUGAACGGAGAUGGCAUCGUGGACAACGUGACACUUAUUGACUUCGGUAGUAGUUGUCUGGAAGGGACUCCCAUGUUCACCUACAUCCAAAGCCGCUUCUAUCGAAGUCCAGAGGUUUUACUCGGCCUCACGUACUCCGGUGCGAUCGACAUGUGGAGUUUUGCCUGUAUCCUCGUCGAGUUGCACACUGGCCACCCGAUUUUUGCCGGCGAGAACGAACGCGAACAAUUUGCCUGUAUCAUGGAAGUGCUGGGCGUGCCUCCGGUCGAAAUGGUGCAAAACAGCAAGCGACGUCUCAACUUUUUCGACGAAGUAUCCAACCCUGCGGAUAUCGACGCUGUGGACUACGUCCCGAAGUCGUUCGUGAACUCCCGAGGCCGUCGACGCUCGCCUGGAACUCUCAGCCUCAUCAGCGCUGUCAAGUCCAAUGAUCCUGAAUUUUUGGCAUUUUUGGCAAAAUGUUUUGCAUGGGAUCCGAGUCACCGACUCACUCCCGAACAAGCACUUCAGGAACCUUGGCUACUUAAUCACGCCAAUCCUGUAGAAUAUGAGCUUUAAGUAAGUUGAAGUAACCUGUACAAAUGCAUAAGCAAAUUCUCAACAA
This is a messenger RNA of Phytophthora nicotianae INRA-310, 4726 nucleotides long. Its product is annotated as CMGC/DYRK/DYRK2 protein kinase. Gene Ontology annotation, biological process: peptidyl-serine phosphorylation; peptidyl-threonine phosphorylation. Bases 2908 to 4680 code for a protein of 590 amino acids. The transcript has a single exon. NCBI's taxonomy places the organism in Eukaryota, Oomycota, Peronosporomycetes, Peronosporales, Peronosporaceae. The record is from RefSeq and is a predicted model, not a curated record. Gene Ontology annotation, molecular function: ATP binding; protein serine/threonine kinase activity.